AUGGCCUUGAUGAACGUUUAUGCUUUUAGGGUGAUCCCCUGGCUUGAGUUCAUUGCCGGAAUUCUGAACGUCUGUUUCGAAAGUGUCAUCCACAUGGGCGAAGAGACGAAUAAUGCAAGACGUGCGGCUCCGGUCGCCAUGUUCUCCUCCGUUUGCGCAAGUGGAGUUCUAGCAUUUAUCAUGCUGUUCACAUUAGUCAUCUGCAUGGGACCUCUCGACGAAGUUCUUAAUUCCGCUAGCCCUUUGGUCACACUUCUAUACACUUCCACUGGCUCUCCCAAAGCAGCAACUGCCAUGAUCUCCGCUCUGUCUCCUUCCGUCUCCCGUCUCACAUGGGCUUGGGCUAGAGACGGCGGACUACCUCAUUACUUUGGUUACGUUAGUGCAAAGCACCGCGUCCCAGGCAGAGCUAUCUUACUAACCGUGACAAUCAUUGCCAUUUUCUCCCUGCUCAACCUCGGCAGUACAACUUAUGUUGUCUUUGGCGCUAUUGUCUCACUCUCAGCAUUCGCCAUGUACGUCAGCUACGCGCUUGUUCUCAUGUCCAUAUUGUAUGCACGACGCACGCACAACGUUCAGCUUGGCGAAUGGAAUUUGGGGCGCUGGGGUGUUUAUAUCAACUCCUUUGCCCUGGUGUACACCCUAUGGGCUAUGCUCUUCAUUAUCUUCCCAACAACCUUGCCAGUGGAUGCCCUCAACAUGAACUACAGUGCUCCCGUCUACGGCAUCGUGCUCGUCGUGGCAAUUACUCUUUAG
Truncatella angustata is the source of this 756-nucleotide messenger RNA. RefSeq names its product amino acid/polyamine transporter I. The record is from RefSeq and is a predicted model, not a curated record. Gene Ontology annotation, biological process: transmembrane transport. Bases 1 to 756 code for a protein of 251 amino acids. Gene Ontology annotation, molecular function: transmembrane transporter activity. Gene Ontology annotation, cellular component: membrane. The transcript has 4 exons. NCBI's taxonomy places the organism in Eukaryota, Fungi, Ascomycota, Sordariomycetes, Amphisphaeriales, Sporocadaceae.